Messenger RNA from Echinostoma caproni, 1239 nucleotides. Lineage: Eukaryota; Metazoa; Platyhelminthes; Trematoda; Plagiorchiida; Echinostomatidae. The record is from the annotation of a GenBank genome assembly.
CUCUAUCGUGCGACAUUCAGCUGUAUUCAGUGCUGUGAAUUGGUCUUUAACAAUCUUAUCUCAUACAAUGAUGUACAUAUGAAACGGAUGGGUGUGGCAAUCAUCUCUAUAUUAGCUGCCGAAAUUUCCACUGCAGGUCUGUUCGAUUUAGCCAAAGAGCGUCGUCGCAUUCAAUGUCUACUGAUGUAUGUUCCUGAAAAGUCUAUGGGUCUUCAUAUGCUCAGCUAUCUAUCCCCACUUCAAUGCCGCUUUGAGGGUGCUCCGAUUUUCAACACCACACUUCGAUUUACUCUGUCUGCGCUAUGGAACCUGACGAACGAGUGCCCGGAAGCAUGUCUGGGCUUUGUGGAAGAAGGCGGCUUGCGUAUCUAUGAACGCGUGCUUAAACGUUUUGCUGAUCAAGAAGAAGAAAUGAAAAAUCACGUGUACGCGAAAUGUCUCGGUUUGUUGAAUAAUGUGGCCGAAGUGGAUCAGACGCAUGAGACAUUGCUGGUGGACAGCCUCAUGGUUUUUUCUUUAAAAUGUUGCGUCAUCCGAUCGGUUUGUAGUUGGCAACCACCGAAAUCUGAAAUGGUUGCCUACCGAUCAUUUGAACCGUUUGAACAACUUUUGAUGCAUCCACAGAGUCGUUUGGAUGUGCAUCUAUGGGCUGUUUGGGCUAUUCAUCAUAUUCUGACCCGCAAAGAGGUGCGCUAUGUACCAGCCCUGUGUGAUUGUCGCCGUUUAUUGGAUUUCCUCCGGUGUGUGGUGUCGGUUGGCGAGACUGUUUUGUGCGCGAAUAGUGUCCCUCGCCUGUCUUGCCACUCCAGACCAGAUAACUCGACGGACGAGCCCAUGAUUACUGAUGAAAAAACUGGUACUUCUAGUUUCCCUGGUCAUCACUCUUCUUCCGCUGAAUCGCCCAUUUGGCAAGACGCAAUCGACACUGCUAGCUGCCUGGAUCCACCGUCUGCUGGAACUCAUUUGAAUCCUGGUUGUGCAGGGGACAGCCUAAGUGGAGCAGUAGUAGAAUCAGACUAUAUACCCCGGCGAUUGUCAAGUGCAAGUGUUAGUGGAAAUUCAGCCACCGGUCCUGGUGCACUAGAUCAUGUGGAACCGGUCGGACAGACAGCUGCCGGACUUUCCACUUCCGCUGGUCCAGAUAGUUGUCAAUUGGAAUGUGCACGUCUGAUACGCACUUUGGCCGCAGAAAUAGAGUAUGCGGUAGACCGUUACUUGUUGACGUCAGUUGGGGCUUGA